UGUACUUUUAUCAACUUUUCUGGGAAGGUAUUUGUGUUUCAUUACGUUAUAAUAAUCUGCGACUCAAAGAUGUGUGAUUUCUAUUUCUAACCAUUGAGCAGUUAGUUGUAACUCAUAAACUCAAUACAUAUGCACCUACAUUGGUUUAUUAGUAAAAAAAAAAAUAACAACAGUAAUAAAAACAAAACUAAAGGAGGAAGUAUUUCCUUAAUGGGAUAACACUUUUUUUCUUCCUAACUCUUUCUAACAAACCCUGUUUGCCUCCGGGCUAAUGAAGACGUGCGCCCUGUUGCGUUGCGCGUCUGCCCAGACAGAGCCUGUUUCAGCACGCCUCCCGUCUCUUCCGCGGAAACAUUUGCUCUGCCGUCAGCUUCAGACCACUCCCUCCCUCCGUGUGCGAACGGAAGAGCAGUUCAGUAUUUACUCGCCACAGUGUUGCCGUUUCUUUUCAGGAUUAUGUUCAUGGCUGAGAAUGGCCGAGGCCAACGCGCUUGAGGAACUUCAUUCGGAGCUCACCUGCCCCGUGUGUUUGGAGCUGUUCCACGACCCGGUGAUCCUCGAGUGCGGACACCACUUCUGCCAGGUGUGCAUCAUCCAGUGCUGGGAAGCCAAGGCGGACGAGCUGUCGAACUGUCCGAAGUGUAGAAAGUCGUGCUCCCGUAAACUGCGACCCAACUCGCUCCUGUGCAACGUCGUGGACAGCGUGCGGAGAGCCCGCACCAUGGACGCGUCGGGGCCAUAUGGGUAUGGGUGGGAGCACGAAUGUUCGCCGGAGAUGCCGGAGGAACGCGAGCUCGGGUCCAGCAUGAGCAGCGUGGCCUCAUCCAUCGGGCACUGGCCGCGCCACGGUACAAUGGAUAUGUGCGAGGAGCAUGAGGAGAAGCUGAAGCUCUACUGUGAGGACGACCAGCUCCCCAUCUGUCUAGUGUGCGGCAUGUCCCGGGACCACAAGACCCACAAUGUCAUCCCCAUUACCGAAGCUUUUGAAAACUACAAGGAUAAGCUAUCUGUGGCUCUCGAGAGGGUUCAGCUGCAGACGGAGGACGCCACGCUCUUCCAAAAACAGACCAAUGACAAGAUCCUACUCAUUAAGGAGCGAGCAGCAGAUCUGGAGGAGCAGGUCACCGCGGAGCUUGGCCGCCUGAGGGAGUUCCUUCUCGAGGAGGAGGAGCGCAUCAAGGAGAAACUGAAGAAGCAGAAGGAGGAGAAGCUCAACCAGCUGGAGGAGGCGCUCACUCAGGCCACGGAGCAGAUCAGCGAGCUGGAAAGUACGGCGGAGAAACUACGCCUCAAACUGAGGGAAGAAGAAAACCCAGAGCAACUCAAGGGAAUCAAGGACUUUAUUGGAGGGGCCGAGAGUUUGUUUGAGCGCCCCCCGGAGGUGGCUGUGGAUCUGCAGUCAGGAGAGUUUCUGGGACCUCUACAGUACAGGACGUGGAGGAAAAUGAUUUCAAUUUUUCACCCAGCUGUCACAGCGGUGACCCUUAACCCAGACACAGCCUACCCCUGCCUGUGGGUGUCUACAUGCCGCACCAGCGUCCAGGUAGGAAAAAUCCAACCAAACCUGCCGAACAACCCCGAGCGCUUCACCCGCUACAACAUCGUCCUGGGCUCCGAAGCGUUCUCCUCAGGCCGACACUACUGGGAGGUGGAGGUGGGCUCCAAGACGGCGUGGGGUCUUGGCGUUGCUGCAGCCUCCGUCAACAGGAAGGAGGAGAUUAGCCUCUGCCCCGACGAUGGCUUCUGGACCGUGAUUCUGAGAGACGCAGGCAACGGCACCAGCGAGUACGAAGCAUGCACCGACUCAGAGGAGAACUUGUUGUAUCCCCCCAAACCGCCCAGGCGGGUGGGGGUGUAUCUAGACUACGGGCGUGGCGAGGUGGCUUUUUACGAUGCUGGAGACAUGAGCCACCUCUUCACCUUCUAUGACGCAAAAUUCAAAGAGCCCGUUUUCCCCUACUUCAACCCGUGGCCAAUCAUCAACGGACGCAACCGGGAGCCGCUCACCAUAGUAACGCCACACUGGGGGUAGAUGUCGUUUUUAUCACAGACUUGAUGAAUGGAUUCAGGGCGCAAGAGGAGGAACUACGAUGGACUCAUUUCAUGAGCAUUCAUAAAUCUGCUUUGUCAUAAAGACUCAGACAGGAAACUCAGCAGAUAAGAUGGGAGACUGAACUGGAGAAGGAAACUAGAUAGAUGACACUUUACAAAACGUUUUUUUUUUUUUUACAUAUUAGUUACAAAUAAGUAGUCUUCGAUUUGUAUGUAUUCUAUGUACAGUUUAAGAAAUUAUGUGUCUCAGUAAGUAGGACUUUUAUGUAAUUUUUUAAUGGGGACGUGCCAUCACUUUCACAUUUAUCCAACACUAUUUAAAUGUAGUGUACAUGAUUAUUCUUCAGUUUUAGCAGCCUGACAGUUAAAAUGAAGGCAGACAUAUUUUAUUUGGGUGUGAGACUUUAAGAUUAUGAUUGAAUUUUCUGUUGUCGUUGUUGUUGCUUCCACUAGAGGGAACCAAAAACCAGCUUUGAACGCAGCGUCACUGUUCAUCAGUUAUUUUGGGCAUAAAAAUGUUUUAAUUUUCCUUAGAUUUAAAACCAUACAGAUGGAGUGUUCACCUCAAGAUAUAAUUAAUUAUUUCACCAAAGUCACCAAAUAAUAAUAGUUUAGUUGGGGGAAGAAAAAAAAAACAUUAGGAAGAGUGACAGAGGACAGAUCCAUCUGUAAGAUCCACAGAUUAGGCAUAACAUUAUGACCACCUUCCUAAUAUUGUGUAGGCCUCCCUUGUGCCUCCAAAACAGCUGUGACUCGUCAGACAUGGGUUUUCCAUGGGUGCUAUGGUUUGAGCAGAGGGGCCUUUGUGGAUCAGACUUGUUCCAGUACAUCUACAGAUACUAGAUCAGUUUGGGAUAUAGUGAAUUUGGAAGCCAGGUCAACACAUUGCGCUGUUUCCCAAGUGUUUUUUUAGUUGUUCCUAAACCGUUUUUGUGUGUGUGCCUGUGUCAGGCUGCAUCCUACUGGUCUGGUCUAAGUGAUCGGUCCAAAGGUUUCUCAGUGGAACACAGUAUUGCCUAAGAUGGUCAGUGUUAUUUGUUUCUCCUGUCAGCGGCUGCAGUGUUGUCGGCGAUCAUGUAUUAUUGAUUUCAUAUGAUGAACAGUCCCAAUUAGCAACCAAACGAUCAUGCAAUUAUGACCAAACUCAUAAAUAAAUUGAGAGCAGGCAACAGAAAUAGUAGUUUGUAGUACUACUGAACUAAAUUGUGUUGUAUCAGCACAUGUUUCUAUUAUUUUGCCAACCAGAUUUUAGGCAGUGGUCGGGCUUAUUAACAGAAAUCAUUUUAGGGUUAGGAUUAGGUUUAGUUAAUCAGGGACCGUCACAACAAGCAAACCAAGCAACUGUUUGAGAUCCUGUGAAAAUCAUGAAAAAUGGGUCCCCCAGAUGGUUUCCCUUUGACAACCAUCAACACCGUUAAUACUAUGAAAGUCGUACACUUCAUCGACUGUGCCCCCCCAGUUUAACAGCACCACAAAUUAUCUUCUAAAACAUAGGUCUUCAACAGGGGGUCCGUGGAGGAGGGGUCGCAAAAUCAUUGGGUGAUUAGACAUUUUUCCUAUAUAUAUUUUUUAAUUUUCCUCCACAAAUGAAAAUUUCUUUAACUACACAUUAACAUGGAUCCAACACGUUUUAGUAAAGGGAUACAUGACGGCAGAAGACGUCAUAUUUCAGUCAGCACUAGUCGAGACCUGUCAAUUUAAGCCUCGCAUACACAGUAGGCCCCGCCCCUAACGUUGUCGAGCCAAUCACGAGGCUGCAUAUUAGUCACUGAUUCUGUCAGGUUCCCCCGCAAUUGGUCGAGAGCCUAUUCAGUCCCCAGGUGAAAUCUCAGAGGCGCGCUGCAAUAUUAGCAGAAGAGAAGCUAACAUUGCAUGGUAUAUGUAGGUACGUAUGUUUAUGGCAGUUGCACAUGUGUAUUAUUUGAUUUCACUAUUUGUUUCACUUUGUUGCACACAAUGUUUUAGCAAGUUAAUGUAUAUGAAUACCUGACAUUCAGGUAAGGCAAAGAAAGAGAGAGGGGGAGAGAGGGGACAAAGAACCCAAGCGAAUGGGGCACAGACAAGGGAAAGACAGAUCUCCAUCCGUCCGUCCGUCCGUCCGUCCGUCUGUCUUCUCCCACUUAUCUGGGACAGCAGCCUCAGCAGGGAAGGCCAGAUAGCUCUCUCCCCAACAACUUCCGCCAGCUCCUCCGGAGGACACACAUCUCUCAUGACGGAUAAUUGCCGCUGGCGCAUCUGACCGUGUGUUACCUGAGUGUCGCCAAGUUCAGAUGAGGUCUCCAGAAAAGUAACCGAAAGUGAUUAAAGUGAUUAUGUCUUGUAAUCAAAUUCAGGAGCCUUACAACAAACGCUCUAGUGUGGAGCUUAUUAUGUUCGUUUCUUUACCGUUGCUGACGUGCCAAGUUGUUUUCAGCACAUAUUAAAAUGUAAUGUAACACGAAAACAUCACAUGACGCACACAGAGGGGCAACAACAUCACGUUUGACACAAGCUCAACGAAAACAUUUAAUUCACAAUGUUUUUGCGACUGAGAUAAUCAGCUGAGUAGUUUGGUGUUAAUGUCCUUUUUCUGUCCACUUAAGCAAGGUUAAUGAGCGUCCUCAUGCCAAUUGAGCAAUUUGAUAAUCUGUGACUACAAUUACGAACAAAUAAAUAAUGAGAAUUAGUCUGACCCAAA
Messenger RNA from Mugil cephalus (flathead mullet), 4729 nucleotides. RefSeq names its product nuclear factor 7, brain-like. The transcript is spliced from 6 exons. NCBI's taxonomy places the organism in Eukaryota, Metazoa, Chordata, Actinopteri, Mugiliformes, Mugilidae. Bases 272 to 2032 code for a protein of 586 amino acids. Gene Ontology annotation, molecular function: zinc ion binding; protein binding. The record is from RefSeq and is a predicted model, not a curated record.